ACUGUCCACUUCCUCAAAUUUAUCUUUACAAGAAGAUCCAAAAGUAAGAAUACGUUCUUUCUAAGUGGAACUAUAGACAAUGAAUCCAGAAUGAUGCUGCUGCUGAUCCUGUUGUUGAAUAUUACAGUUUCAGUGUCAGGUAUCCAGAACCUGAAAAUGUCAUGCAGUCAUGAGAAGACCUGUGCUCUGAGGGACUCAUCUGUAAACCUGAAGUGCUCUUACUCAAAUAUCAACAUCAUCACUGGAUUCUGGUUCAGCUUCAAGGACAAGGCUAAAUGGAGGGAGGAGGAACAUCCAGAGGAUUUAGCUUUAGACUCCGACUACGCCGGACGUGUGAACUACACAGAGAUGACAAACUCAAGAUCGACUCUUACAAUAACAGAUCUGAGAGAGAGAGACGCGGGGGAAUAUCGCUUCAUGCUCAUUACGGAUAAAGGAGAGAAAUACGUGAGCUCAGCUGGAGUUACUCUGACAGUUACAGAUCUGCAGGUGAUCCGUGACUACAAAAAUCAAGCUCUAAUCUGCCACACUUCCUGUCAUCUAACCUUUGCUGCUAAUGUGUACUACUGGUACAAGGAUCAACAAUACAUACAGGAUAACAAAGACACCCAGGGAACUUUCCCUUUAAGCAAUGAUGAAGAAGUCAGUUACUCCUGCUCUGUUCACGGCUAUAACGAGAUUCGAGCUCCUUCUCUUUGUGUUGGAAGGAGCUGUAUGAGGGUGACCUACCCAGACAAGAGAGUCUGUGUUUUGGAAGGGUCUUCAGUGGAAAUUGCUGGAAAUUACAUGCUUUCCAGUGGACAGAGUGUUAAAGAAGUAUUCUGGCAUUCUUCUAAGGACUUCAAGGACCUGAUGCAUGAGUUUACUAAUCGAGUUGAAUAUGUGAAGCAAGACAGAAACUGCACUCUGAAAAUGAACCAGCUGAGAAAGAACGAUUCUGGAGAAUAUCGGCUUAGAGUAGUUUAUACAUCUAACCGAUUAUCUGGUAGACCUGGAGUGGUUCUUAUUGUUACAGACCUGCAGGUAAGACUGAGUCACUAUGCAGGGUCAUCAGAAGAACGGACGACAGUAACGCUGAGCUGCAUCACGUCCUGCACUCUGUCCAACAGCCCCACUUACCUGUGGUACAAGAACGGACAGCCUGUUACUGAUAAACUCACCAAACACAACAAACUCUACCUCUUCUUCAGCGAAGAUGCAGGGAACUACUCCUGUGCUGUGAAAGGACGUGAGGAUCUUCGCUCUCCUGAACAAACUGUUAGACAGAACCAAGCUGUAGUGUGGAAGCUGUAUGCUGUAUGGGGAGCUGCUGCUGCACUUGUUCCUGCUCUGCUUCUCUCUCUUCUUAUCACCGUCCUGUGUGUUAAGAGGAAGAAAAGAGCAGAAAGAGACACUCAGUGUGUUCCAACGCCUGGAGAUGACACAUACACAGCGCUGAACCUCAUGACUGUGUCCCCAGAAUAUGACACACUGCAAAAUAUUAAAAGCUCUGCCAGUGACACUUACACCACCCUGAACCCUGCAACCAUGUGCUCUGAUUAUGAUACACUGAGGAAGUGAAACAACCUGCAACCACAGUCUCUGGGAGUAAGUGUGUACUCUUUAAGUGUGUUUUUGUGCAAAAGGAUGUUUGUUUAAGGAUUGAAGUUGCAAAAAGAAUUUUUGUCUCAUGUAAGAGUCAUUCAUUUGUGUCUGUUCACUCGGUUCUGUAAUGUUGACUAAAAUUGUUGUUAAUGUCUUUGUAUUUAGAUAUUUAAACAUUUCCUCAGUCCUCAGUCCUCAGCAUUUGUUAUUUUUAUUAUGUUUAGUUUUUUUUGUUUAUAUGUUUAGUCUUGUAAACUAGAAUAAAAUGAUGAUAAAGUAAGGAAUACACACCUCCCUGGACAGAAAUUUUAUUUUGCCUGAUGUUUUACUGUCCAAUGUUUAAAAUCUUUCUAUGUACAAGAAUAAAAUUGAGCUUAUGGGCAUUUUGGCAGGACAGAAUGAUGUACACUUUUGAAAUUAUAACUGUGUUUUUAUACAGCAGCAUCUUAAAGUGUUAAAAAAAUAAAGGUUGCAGAUGUUGUCAAGACCACUAGCAGAUCAAGUUCCUCUCUGGCAUCCACCAGACUCCAACACCAGGCCCUUCUCAAGCAGAAUGUAGAGGAGGAGCAGCACUUCAAGUCUUCGCCAGCUGGGGACGCCGCUCCACUAUGGAGUUUCUGUGGAGGAUGUCGCUCUGCAUCUCGGGUGUAAGACGCUUCCCUUACGUCUCAUGUACGUGUCAGAUGCCACUGUAUCCCCAGGAUCUGGGGCACCACUGUAGACUGCAGUUAUGAACUAUGUCAUGCCUUGGAUCUCCCCUCUUGGACUGCACCUGCCAUCUAUGCCUGGGUCGUCCUUCAGAUAUGCUGGAGGCGCUUCAGGAGCCGUGCCUUAGAGGGGGGACUAUGUCAGGAACCACUGGAUAGUUCCCUGCCAGGCCUGGAGAGGGUGCUGGCAGGUGAUUCUAUGAAGCCUGCUUUAUUGUGUGUAUUUUGUGCCACGCCUUUCCUAUUGUUCUCGUUCCUGCUGUUUCACCUGUUCUCUAUUAGCCUUAAUGUUUAGCCCUAUAAAUAGGGAUCCUUUUGUACCUGUCCUUGUCGGCUAUUGUUCUAUGUUCAUUGCUUUGUAUGUUAGGUUUUGUUUUGUUAGCGUUAUGUCUAAUGUUUAGGUUAAUCUUCCCCAAGUCUCGUGUUUAUGUUAAUAAAGCAGCACUUAUUUGAAUCCUGCAUCUGGGUCUGUCUCCAUAGCGUGUCGCGGCGCUCAGCAACCACAGAGAUCCGGCAUGUUACAGCUGUAUUAUCUGUUUUACUCUCUUUUUUUAUUUUUUUUUCACUAAAAGUGCAUUUUAUUUAACUGAAAUAUAGCAUGAAAGGUUUUUUUUGGUAGGAAAUAUUAUCAAUGCUUUGUACUGUUUUCUGUCAGUUUGGUUUCUAGACCUGUAAUAAAUGCUAUAAUUGCUUUGAAAAGAAAAGAAAAGAAAAGAAAAGGACGAGAAAAAAAUUGUUUUA
Hemibagrus wyckioides is the source of this 3032-nucleotide messenger RNA. RefSeq lists its product as uncharacterized. The record is from RefSeq and is a predicted model, not a curated record. The transcript is spliced from 10 exons. Bases 91 to 1560 code for a protein of 489 amino acids. Lineage: Eukaryota; Metazoa; Chordata; Actinopteri; Siluriformes; Bagridae.